Molecule: messenger RNA, 1218 nt
Organism: Penicillium macrosclerotiorum
Lineage: Eukaryota; Fungi; Ascomycota; Eurotiomycetes; Eurotiales; Aspergillaceae
Exons: 2
Coding region: 1-1218 (405 amino acids)
Source: RefSeq, a predicted model, not a curated record
AUGGCAGUAACAACCACCGUCGAACAACUAAAGCCGGCCAUCAUUUUCCAGAAGAGGAGGAAAAUUCCUGCAGUCUGGAUGAGAUCCGGUACUUCCAAGGGACUAUUCAUUCAUGAAAAAGAUCUGCCCGCCUCAGUCAAACUAUGGGAGGAUAUUUUCCUCUCGGCGAUGGGUUCGGCGCAGGCCAGCGCGAAGCAGCUCAACGGAAUCGGGGGUGCAACAUCAACAAGUUCUAAAGUAGCAGUUAUUUCCAAGUCUACUCGGCCGAACAUAGAUGUGGAUUAUACAUUUAUUCAGGUGGCACCCGACCAGCCCAAAAUUGACAUGACUGGAAACUGCGGGAACAUCGCGGCUGGGGUAGGGCCAUUCAGCCUGGACGAAGGCAUUGUCAAAGCUCAACCAGGCCAACCAGAGAUCGAUAUUCGGAUCUUCAACACUAACACCAAGCAAACUAUCGUGGAAACCGUUCACGUAGCUCCGGACGGUAGAUUCCGAGAAGAUGGAGACUAUGAGCUGCCUGGCGUCAAAGGCACUGCAAGUCCUAUCAAGGUCGCUUUUCUCAAGCCCCAGGGCAGCAUGACAGGAAAAAUGUUUCCAAGUGGAGCUAAAAAGGAGAUCAUUACCGUACACUGUCGUUCUGGUGAUGUACUUUCGGUCAGAGUGAGCCUGGUCGAUGCUGCCAAUCCAUUUGUUCUUGUUGAUGCCUCUUCAAUCUCUUUGAAGAAGAAUGGCGCCUGGCCGGUUGAGGAUGAUACCCAUUUCCUUUCGACCGUGGAGGAUAUUCGGCGGGAAGGGGCCGUGCGUUUCGGUCUCGCUGAGGAUACAGAGACAGCAGGUCUUGUCCGAGGAACGCCCAAAAUCGCCUUCUUAUCUCGUGUUACAAAGGGAGAAGACGGUGCAGAUAUUGAAGUUCUUUCGUUCACCAUGGGAAAGCCACAUACCAGUCUCCAAUUGACCGGUGCGGUAUGCAUCGGUACCGCGAUGGCCAUUUACGGCUCAAUUGCAUCGGACUUAGCGGCCGAGAGAAUUCAGAAACAUGGAAUGACAGUCGCUGACCAAAACAUUGCCUCGCCGUUACCUGUAGGUAUUCGACAUCCUUCGGGAACAAUACACACCGAAACAACUCUGGAGAUGAACCAGGAAGGCGAAUUUAGUGUCGAAAAGGUUGCAGUCUUUCGCACGGCGCGUCGAUUGUUCGAAGGGAAUGUGUUUUACUGA